CCGUUUUCGUCUUGUUUCACUCUUGAGCAAAAAAAAAAAAAAGGCGACGACUCCCUCCUACACCUACGACGACCUCCUCUUCCACGCUCGUUUCGAAUCCGCUUCAGCACUUUCGCAGCCGCUCUUCUCGAUACGCACCCCGUUGCGCCCCUCGUUUGAUCCAGGCUACAACAUCACACAUAUCGAUCCUGAUAUAUAAUACCUCGACAGCCAACCAUGCGGGCCUCCAACCUCCUCUCGACGCUGGCAGCAGUCGCUGUCCUGGCCACUCCCAUCCUGGCCCAGAACAACAAGGCCAACAACAACAACAACAAGUCCGAAACCACCACCACCACCAACAAGCCCACGUCCACGUCCACGCCCACGCCUACGUCCUCAAAGACAACAUCACCCAGCAGCGCCGGGAGCAUCGCCAGCACCGACGACGACUCAGGCCCGACCGGCCUCCCGACCCUGACCCGCGGCGGCGCCGUCCCGACAUAUCCUCCGCCAACCGUGCCGCCGACCAAGAACGCGCCCUUCAUGCAGCACUCCAACGCCCCCGACGGCACCGUCUUCAUCGCCGUGGGCGCCAUCCUCGGCGCCUUUGGCCUCGGCGUCCUGCUCUGGCGCAUCAUCGUCAGCUUCCUGCUGCACCGCUCCGUCCGCCGCGCCGCCCUCGCCCAGCACGAGGCCAACAGCAAGGCCGGCUUCCCGGCGCCUCCCGCCCCCUUCUACAAGUACUCGGACCAGGCCUCGCCCGCGCCUCCUCCCGCCGGCGGCGGCGGCGGCGGCCGCGGCACCCGCCGCACCAACCGCAACACCAUGACGCCCUCCGCCGCCCCCAGCCAGUCCAACCUCUUCUUCUCGCCCACCGCCGCAGGGUCCAACGUCCCCGGCGGCCGCGGCUCGACCUUUUUGCCCUCGGGCUUCUACGCGGCCGGCAACUCGUCGCCCGGCGGCGGCGGCCAGCAGGGCCCUUCCAUCAGCCUCACGAACCUGCGCCCGGACUCGAUGAGCUACCCCAACGGCUCCAGGGGCUCGCUCAUGGGGCCCUCGCCCCCGGACUCGCCUCACUUCUCGCCCCGCAGGGACAUGAGCAGCAGCUCCGUCAACCUCAACUCCCGUCAGCCGGGCCAGCGGGCUCCCAGUGCUUACCUCGAGGACUUGCUCGCCGACGAGCCCGGAAGCCUUCCUCCGCCCCAGAUGCCGCCCAGCUCUGGUCCGAGGGGCAGUGGUAGUCCUCGCCAGCGGUAUUAGCCCUGGAUCUCUGUUUGGGAAGAAAAAAUGUCUUCUUAAUAAUUUUGUCUUUGGUGGGCGCGUAUCUUUGUCCUUUCUACUCUUGUUCUUAAUUAUCCAAAGAACACUUUUUCUGUGAUUCUUUCCAAAGAUAUGGGGUGUUCUUUUAUUGGCGUCAAAUGAUGAGCAGUGUAUGAAUCUUACUUU
Molecule: messenger RNA, 1425 nt
Organism: Trichoderma reesei QM6a
Lineage: Eukaryota; Fungi; Ascomycota; Sordariomycetes; Hypocreales; Hypocreaceae
Exons: 1
Coding region: 217-1239 (340 amino acids)
Cellular component (GO): fungal-type vacuole
Source: RefSeq, a predicted model, not a curated record